AUGUGUUCAACAGCGGUAUAUAGGAUGGCAGCGCCAAAUAACGAGACGAAGGGCGAAAAAGUUUGUGUUCCACGAAAUUUCUAUCUUCUUGAUGAACUUGAGCAGGGACAAAAGGGGUCUCAGGAAGGUAGUAUCAGUUGGGGAUUAGAAAAUAUGGCUGAUGCAACACUUACCAAAUGGAACGGAAUGAUUCUCGGUCCUACUCGAACUCCUUUCGAAAAUCGUAUUUAUGAUUUGCGGAUCGAAUGUGGACCAAAGUAUCCAGAUAUCCCUCCAACAGUUAGGUUUGUCACUAAAAUACGUAUGCACGGAGUAAAUGAGAAUACUGGUGAAGUUGAUCCUCGAAUGUUCUCUACUCUGUCUAACUGGACUCGUGGAUACUGCAUACGUCAUGUGCUACUGGAUGUCCGCAAGAAAAUGUCUGCAUCUGAAAAUUCAAGACUUGCUCAGCCACCAGAAAAUUCCACUUUCUGAUUCAUUUUCAUCCGUUUGUUUGCUAGAUUUUCUAAUAGUAGACAAAUGGAUGAUAUUUCUAAAGUUAUCACUUUCCUUCCUAAGAUCCUCAUUUUGGUACAAUGAAACUGUUUAAAAUUCUCUCUAUCGAGAUCCCUGUAUUGGUCUUUCCCUCAGCGGUCUUUAUGUAUCUAUACUUGUCUGGCUUUUAAAUACUAAAUCUGUUGUGAAGUUUAUUCUGUACUGCUGGAUAGUUACGGUUGCAAUAUUUUUAUACCAGUAGACAGUUUGUUGUUUUCUUUUCGAGUCCCGGAUUAAUCAUAAACUUAGUCAAGGCAUUUGAUGUAUUUAUGCGAUGCAUAUGAAAGCUAUACUUUUCGCUUAUACGGUGAAAAUCUUGUUUUCAGUUAUCGCUUUUUGCAGCUAUCCGCCAACUUAAGAUGGAUCAUCUACGGAUUGUGUGAUUUUCUGAUUAUCAGUCUAGACUCUUUAAUAGUUUUGUAUUCACAACGCUGGCUGUUUGAUUUACAUCUUUUCGUUGUGCUUUGAUUUUUUUAUGAUAAACAAGAUAACUUUUUUUAACCCAUGUGUUUCACUAAUUGCUUAGUUAAAUCCAUUUCUUUGUACAAAAUAAUUAGUCAGGUUUUGCAGCUUCAUGAAGCCAUCCGUGGAUGUUUUUUAUCUUUUAUAUAUAUAACAGCUCACUUGUCAACUGGAAGUUGCAAUAGUUCCCCCAGUUUUCGAAAUUUCGACGUUAAUGUGGUUACAAAUGACUAGUCGCCCAUCAUAACCAACAUUUUCCCCUAUGUGCGACUAAUUUCAUAUCAUGUUUGUCAUCGAUAUUAUGAUGUUUACAAUCUUAUGAGUUUUGUAGACGAUGGAGAGUACAGUGUAUUUGUAAUGCUUUCAAAAGUAACCCUUAGUUCUUGUCAAAGGUCACUAACGGUUUCGUUGAAUACCAUAUAUUUAUACGAUUAACAAGCUUAAUGGAUCAGAUCGAAAUGCUUAUAGUGGUGGCAAUUGCUAGAUUUAACAGCCACUUUAGUUCUAUUAACUGGUGACUAGGGAACAUAUUUACGCAGCGUUAACUUAUCAAGUGGGUUUAUUCAACUUCGUUCGCUUAAAAAAUGUAAAUGGCGAGUAGGGUACAUCUGGGAAUUCUAUACGCUAUUUAUUGCAUAACCUCGAUAGUGAUUCUCCAUAACACUAUACCGUUGCUUGUGCGUUCAUAUUUUCACCAAAGUGGCUUAACCUUCUUGUCUAUUGUAGAAUGACCGGCUGGUCUCUUCAUGUAAGUAUAUCGUCAAUAUCUAGAUGCAAGAUUACACAUCACGGCUCACUAGUUACGCCUUAUAUUCGCAUCCCAAAUUACUCGUUGCCUAAAUAUUCAGGUCGUGGUGUUCGUAUGAUCCAGGGUCUCUUAAUGGCAUAGUUGUACUCAACCAAGUACUACGCAUGUAAGUGGAUGCUGAAUUGUCUACUUUAUUUGAAUUUCAGUUAUCUGGGAAGAGAGUGCUAAUUUAGUCGGUAGUAUAUAUUAUAACCACUUGUAUGUAAAUAUUAAUGCUACUUAUAAGUUCGUACUACUCUUCGACCAGUACAUGUACUUGAGCAUCCUUUGGUCGUGACUAAGAUCUGGUCUAUCUCUAUAUGCCGUAGAUAUUGCUCAUCAUCAGGACUAUCAUGAUAUAUAACUUCACCUGGGAUAGAUAAUAUAAUAUAUAUGAAUUAUUACCUAGUUGUACAAUUUUUUAGGUAUUCAUCUAUUUUUGUAAUCCGUCAACAACUGCAUCAUUUGUGUACCACACUGUCCAGUCCCUACCACUUAGUUCACCACAUUACAUGAUACCCGUUUCCUCUGAUAUGUCUAUCGUGUUUCCCAUCGUUUGCGUUAUCACACCUGAACACCAUGAGACGAGCGUCUCCACUGUCUUAUCCAAUAAUUUCCAGAUUCUUGAAAGGAGGUGCUAUUAAAAUAACGUACGCAAUUAUUUGCCCGCAUGAUUUUUCGGCAAAAUGUCGAGUGAACUACUCACCCGAGAAGGUGGUAUCUAAUUUCGUGUCAAUAACACCGAGAAGAGGAACGGCGGAUUACAUCUGAGUUCCAUGUAAAUACUAGUUUGUUCUCAGAAAUCAACAACAAGCACGUUACAAAAAUGUUGGUCCUCUAUUGUUUUAUAUCCCGCACAAGUUUAGUAUUGAUGACUAAAUAUACAGAUCUAGAAUCUAAAUAGUGUAAAAAACCACGAAAUUUUGAAUAUAUGAGUCACUCAGCACGACGCAGUAAUAUUGUUCUAGCGUGAUACUCAAAAAGUUAAGGAAAAAUGCUGCCACCACAUAAGCUCAUACUAAAUUAUAUAUCACUUCAGAAACUAUUGUGACAACUGCCACCCACACCGCGUAUAAGAAACCAUCUACAUCGAUGCAAUUAUAAGCUGGAUUGAAUUAAACGGACCUAAGCGAGACUGUGAUUGCCACCCACACUGAUCCCUCUCGUUUUAUAAGACAUAGUAUGACCUGCUUCCGACCGCCCACAUCCCAUUCCUGGUAGUCCAAUCAAGUCCGGAAAUUGGGAUCCAGCUCUCAAACAUGAAACUCCUUGAAGUCAUUUAGACACGAAGCUCCCGGUUACUGCUGAGCGAGUUAUGCAUUCGGCUUGAAACUAACAACAGGUGAAGACAAUACUGACUGUGCAAACAAGGAAAAACCCUACUAACCUUCAAAUCACGUGUGACAAUCGAGCCGCAAUAUUGUGUACGGCAACUACCUUGUGGUAGAUGUCCUGACUACGCUCUCAUAGUGGCACCUAAAACACACAAACGCCGGCCGUGACAUUUACCAACAAAUACAGACAUCUACAUGUAUUACUAUUGUCUGCUUGUAUUCGGACAUAUAAAUGGACGCCCAUCCCGUAAUAAUUGCCGUAGAACACCAGACGCCUUCCACUAUAUAAAGGGAUUGCGAGUACAUAAACGAUAACUUAAACCUUCAUUAAUCUACGACUGCUUAGAAGGCACUUUACAUUUUCGAAUAGGCAUCACUACGGAUAGACCUUUACACUCCGAGCUCCAUGUUUCAAA
Messenger RNA from Schistosoma haematobium, 3533 nucleotides. RefSeq names its product Ubiquitin-conjugating enzyme E2 variant 2, variant 2. Lineage: Eukaryota; Metazoa; Platyhelminthes; Trematoda; Strigeidida; Schistosomatidae. Gene Ontology annotation, cellular component: nucleus. The transcript has 4 exons. The record is from RefSeq and is a predicted model, not a curated record. The coding region runs from base 1 to 474 and encodes 157 amino acids. Gene Ontology annotation, biological process: DNA damage tolerance; protein K63-linked ubiquitination.